AUGUUGCGCAUCAAUGAGCUUCUCAAUCCCAUUGGACCCGAAGAAAGCGGCGGAAAUGGUGACAAAAUAGCUCACGCCUCUUCAAGGGCCUCUAAUUCCUGGCAUCGAUACCAAGUACUGAAUAGUGAUCAAUACCGAGUACCCAGUAUCACGCCUACCGAGCAAAUUUUGCUUUCAACACCAGGCACACAAGGACCAGUCAACUUUCCUCCAUUCGAGAGCGUCGAUGAGAAAACUAGGCAGGAAUUAACAGCAUUCAAUAUCCCGCAGUUUGGAUCCAUCAUGAAGAGCUAUGAGCAUAUUCCUUACAACAGCUCCAAAAAGGACUUCUUCGCGAAGACUGGCCGAGAAUGUAUCGAAGCUUUCAAAUAUACCUUUCAGAUUCCAAGGAAUCCUGCCGUGUUCACAGUCAUGUGGGACUACAACAUAGGUCUUGUUAGAAUGACCCCCUUCUUCAAAUGCAUGGGGUAUCCCAAGACAAGGCCGUCUCAAAUGCUGGACAAGAAUCCUGGGCUAAGAGAUAUUUGUCCCAGCAUCACAGGGGGGGCAGUGUUUGCGCAAGGGUAUUGGAUGCCAUACAAAUGUGCCAAAGCUGUAUGUGCCACUUUUUGCUAUGGUUUUGCGGCAGCUUUGAUUCCGCUGUUCGGUCCUGGGUUUCCAUCGGAGUGCAUAUCGCCAGAUUCAGCGCACUUCUCUAGUAUGGCCAUCAAUCAGGAAUUGAUCAAGGAAGUUUCGGAGCAAGCGCAACAGCUUCAGCAAGGACCUGCCAAGCAGAGUGCAACAAGCUAUAUCUUCUCACAGCGACCUCCAGGGCGGAAUGUCCGCACAACACGGCCUACGACUAUAGGAGGAAACCCCCAAAUGAACACUGAACCCAUUAGCAGACCGCAGACCUACCUCAACCCAGUCACAAGAAGGCAACAGCAGAAUGAUAAAUCUCGAGCGGGCGACCAAGGCUUCUACCCGCUGCCAAGGACGGAGACCAGCGCGAUAAGACGGCCGGCUCAGACCAGCGGAGUUGUAUUGUCAAGCCAUGCCAGCGAGUAUUUUCCUGCUGUAAGGGCCCCAGAAACUACUUCCCUUAGACGGUCAAGACAAAUACCUUCGACAUCUCAAUCUUACGAAACCAGCACGAGGAGUAGGAAACGACGAAAGCUGAGCUCUGAUGCGUCCUGCGAUGGUGUUUACGACUCCACGCCCAGGCACAGCCAGUCAACAAGGACAUCACUACCGAAGAGCAGACUCCCAAGGGGCACCAAUCUGAGCGAACAGAAAUGUAUGGAAGAGCGCGGGGCUGGUUCCUCUGGCACCACCAAUACGUUUGUGACGGGGGCAGGAGAAGGGGUGGUUGAUGACGGAUGUAGAAGCCAGGCAGGUCCAUUCGUUUGGACCCCUGGAAGGAGGAAAUCCAUCUAA
Metarhizium robertsii ARSEF 23 is the source of this 1416-nucleotide messenger RNA. Its product is annotated as Transcription regulator HTH, APSES-type DNA-binding domain protein. The transcript is spliced from 4 exons. Lineage: Eukaryota; Fungi; Ascomycota; Sordariomycetes; Hypocreales; Clavicipitaceae. Gene Ontology annotation, molecular function: DNA binding; transcription regulator activity. The coding region runs from base 1 to 1416 and encodes 471 amino acids. Gene Ontology annotation, cellular component: SBF transcription complex; MBF transcription complex. The record is from RefSeq and is a predicted model, not a curated record.